Molecule: messenger RNA, 390 nt
Organism: Desarmillaria tabescens
Lineage: Eukaryota; Fungi; Basidiomycota; Agaricomycetes; Agaricales; Physalacriaceae
Exons: 3
Coding region: 108-335 (75 amino acids)
Source: RefSeq, a predicted model, not a curated record
GACGGAAUUAUCAUGACCAGUGUAUGCUCAUUCAGAGUUUUGGAUAAGGCAAACGGUGCAGGGAACGACGGCUACUGCCUCGACGCUAAGUUCCACCAUGCCCAACGAUGACAUCCGUGAAGAGCCUUCCAGGACAGCAGACAGCGCGGUAUUCGAAAGACAUUGUCCUCGAGACGCCGAAUGAGGCUGCAGGAUUUGUUCUACCAUUUCUGAAGGAAGGCUUCGACCUGGAUCCAGUCAAAACUGCUGCCAUUGGACCGACAAUCACGACAUUCUUGCACGAGACCCUGAAGUUAUGCAUGGAUGCUGUCGCUGCGAAGUUGUCGCGCUGCUGAGGGAAAUUAUGGACGCAAGAGCGAUACUGAGUCACCUCGCAAGAAUACCUGCUGC